UGCCUGGGUAGGAGGCUGUCUGGUGAGGCUGGGGCUCCUCCCAGGUCUCAUUCUGGGUAAUGUGAGUCAGAGACUUGUGCAGGCCUGUGCAGUCCUGUCUGAGUCACCUGCCGGAAGCCUUGCCCUGGAUCAAGGCAGAUUUGAAGCUUUGUCCACAAAGCAGGAAUCCUAAAGGCAGAAGCAGCCACCGCAGCAGGAGCUGCAGCGGGAAUCUCACAGACUUUCCCAGAUGGAUGACCUCUGUGAAGCAAAUGGCUCUUUUGCCAUCAACUUAUUGAAAAUACUGGGCAAAGAAGACAAGUCACAAAAUCUGUUCUUCUGCCCCCUGAGCAUCUCCUCUGCCCUGGCCAUGGUCUACCUGGGAGCAAAAGGAAACACCGCAACCCAGAUGUCCCAGGUACUUUGUUUAAGUAGACGUGGAGAUGUUCACCAAGGUUUCCAGUCACUUCUCACUGAAGUUAACAAAACUGGCACUCAGUACUUGCUCAGAAGUGCCUGCAGACUCUUUGGAGAAGAAACAUGUGAUUUCCUUUCGACCUUCAAGGAAUCUUGCCAGAAGUUCUAUCAGGCAGGGCUGGAGGAGAUGUCCUUUGCUAAAGACACUGAAGAAUGCAGAAAACACAUCAAUGAUUGGGUGAAGGAAAAGACUGAAGGUAAGAUUUCAGAGGUGCUGCAUCCUGGGACAGUCGACCCACUGACGAAGCUGGUCCUUGUAAACGCUAUGUAUUUCAAGGGGAAGUGGAAGGCACAGUUUGACAGAAAAUACACAAGGGGCAUGCCCUUUAAAACUAACCAGGAGAAAAAAACAGUGCAGAUGAUGUUCAAGCAUGCUAAAUUUAAGCUGGGACAUGUAAAUGAGAUGCACAUGCAGGUCCUGGAGCUGCCCUAUGCAGAGGAGGAGCUGAGCAUGGUCAUUCUGCUUCCCGAUGAAAACACUGAUCUUGCUGAGGUGGAAAAGGCACUUACUUAUGAGAAGUUCAGAGCUUGGACAAAUCCAGAAAACAUGACAGAAACAAAAGUUCAAGUUUUCUUCCCCAGAUUAAAGUUGGAGGAGAGUUAUGACUUGGAGUCUUUUCUUCAGAGUUUGGGAAUGACAGACGCCUUUGAGGAAACCAAAGCUGACUUUUCUGGAAUGGCAAAUAAGAAGAACAUGCCUGUGUCCAAGGUUGCCCACAAGUGCUUUGUGGAGGUCAAUGAGGAAGGCACAGAAGCAGCUGCGGCCACUGCAGUGGUCAGGAAUACCCGGUCCUGUAGAACAGAACCAAGGUUUUGUGCAGACCAUCCAUUCCUUUUCUUUAUCUGGCACCACAAAACCAGCAGUAUCUUGUUCUGUGGCAGGUUCUCUUCUCCAUAAAGGUCUUACUGCAGGGCUGAGGAUAUAAUUCAGUUGGUAGCGUGCUUACCUACCAUGCACAAUGCCUUGAGUUCAAUCCUCAGCACCUUAUGAAAUUGGGCAUGGUGACCCCUGCCUACAAUCCUGGCACUUGGGAGGUAGAGGCUAAAGGAUCAGAAAUUCACAGUCAUCCUCAGCUAUAUAAUGAAUUCUAAGUCAGUUUGGAGUACAUGAGACUCUAUAGCAAAAAAAGAAAAAAAAAAGUGUGUAAUGUGUGAUUGCAAUGCACACCAUCCUUUGCUACAUACUCUGAUUAAAAUUCCAUGUUGCCAAACUGGCAAAAUGGCUUUAAUGCCACACUUUGAGGUGCCUGUUGCCUGCACUUUUAUUCACAGCCCAGCUCUUAAGCUCUCUUCUGCCUUGUGAUACUCUCCAACCUGUGCUCACCAUUGCAUCAUAUUUUCUGACUAAGAAUAAUUCAUGUCAAAGCAAAAAAUUGUAAAUUACAGGAAAAUGUACAAAGAAAAUUUAAGUCACCCACAAUUCUACUAACCAGAGAUCACUGUCAUUAUGGAGACACAUUAUCUCCUACUGUGUAUGCAGAUAUAAAUUUGCACAAGUAAACCUUAAUUUUUGUGGGUUACUUCCACAGUUAUUUAAGAUGAUUAUCCUUCCAUGUCAACAAUAUGCUGUGCAUAGCAUUCCACUGAGUGGCUGCAUUUUCUAUAACAGAAUCUCCUUGGGCAAUUUGGUAAACUGAAUAUACUGUAUUGAAUAUACUCAGUAUUUGCUUAUUCUCUUAAUGUCUGAACAAAAAAUACUGAAAAAUGAUACUACUGUCAACAUAGAAUUUGAAUACAUUGUGGCACUUCCAAAUUGAUCUCCCAAAACUUGAGCUUGCUUCCACUCACAUUUCCAUUUCCACUACUACUAACCAUUGCUGUCCCUGUUGUUUUUAAUGAGUCAGCUAAACAAUAGUGACCCAUGACUUUGUAUUUCAUUAACAUUUGACAUGCCAAUGAACCCAUGCAUGAUGUAGUUCCAACUUAAAUCUCAUAUAUAGUAUUUUCAGGCCACCAUCUCUUCAAGAAAUAUGCUUUCCAAAGCAGGUUUGGCCAUAACCCAAUAUAGAAGAGUAAAAAGUGUGCAUCUGUAAAUUUUGAUUUAACUUCCAUCUCAUUUAAAAAUAUAAUUUUAAAUGGGGUAUGGUGGCACACACCUUUAAUCCCAGUACUUGUAAGGCAGAGACAAGUGGAUCUUUGUGAAACUGAGGCCAUCCUAGUCUAUAUAGUGAAUUCCAGGCUGGUUGGAACUACAGAGAGACCUCACAUAGUAAGGUAUAAUUGAUAUGGAAUAAUUUUUACAUUCCUAACAUGUACAGUUUGAUAAGUUGUAAUAUAUGUAUGUACUCAUGAUUCCAUCUGAAUACUUUAAAUAAAGAUAAUAUCAAUCAUACCCGCAAAUGAACCUUUGUAACCUCUCUGUCUUUCCUUUCUAUGUCUUAUUAUAGCCACAUAAUUUGUGUUGUGGAAUCAUAUAUCAUCUACUCCUUUUUGUGUUGUUUCUAUGAUUCACUGAAAUUAUUUUUAGAUUCUCCUACACUGUACAUAUGCAUCAUCAGUUUCUUUGCAUGUAUAUGUCACUGCAUGGUUUGUAAUGACAAAACUGACUCCUUUUUAUUCUAGCUGACUUUUGCUUACCCUGUGUUUCUGCCCAGCUGCCCAUUCCCUGCUCUAGCUGUAGCCAACCAGGCAGAACCACGAAGGCUGCACUUGCAUUUUCAGGGAGUACAUUGUUUCUACAAUCCUGAGAAACUUACAACCAGCCAAGUAGAAUGGUCUCUUAUCUAGUUAUACCUUCAGUUGCAGGAAGCCCAUUGUUUCUGCGAUUCUGAGAAACUUGUUUUUCUCUAUCAAAACUUAGGUUAGAAAAUUAAAACCUUUUUGUUAGCUGAAAAGCCCUUUGUUAACUGCCUGGUGAACUGAUGUAACUAUGGUUAUUGACUUUGCUCCUGGCUUGAUGUAAUUGUGAUUUUAGACUUUAUAAACCCUUCCCUGCCUUUCCUUGGGGUUAAAAGUUUUUUUCUGGGGACACUCCCUUUUGACCACCAGCUUCUUGGUAAUUAUUAAAGGACUCUUAAUUCAACCA
Nannospalax galili (Upper Galilee mountains blind mole rat) is the source of this 3481-nucleotide messenger RNA. Its product is annotated as serpin B8. Lineage: Eukaryota; Metazoa; Chordata; Mammalia; Rodentia; Spalacidae. Gene Ontology annotation, biological process: negative regulation of endopeptidase activity. The coding region runs from base 230 to 1354 and encodes 374 amino acids. The record is from RefSeq and is a predicted model, not a curated record. Gene Ontology annotation, cellular component: cytoplasm. Gene Ontology annotation, molecular function: serine-type endopeptidase inhibitor activity. The transcript has 7 exons.